UAGUCAUUAGUAUCAAAAUGUAAGUAAUACGUUAAUGAUAAACAUUCAAAAGUAAUUUGUCAGUUAUGAAUAACAUAGGUACUGCACGCUUCACAAAAUACAAAAAGUGACCGUCGUUCAUAAACUUAUUUUGUUAAAUAUACAUAUAUUAUGACUCUAUGAAUAUUUAAACAUGUAGUACAUCUACAUGUAUAAAUGAUGUGUUUCAGUUUUUACACUGUAAAUAUAUUUAUUACGGUGAACUACUGUGCUGUAGAUACUCGCUGCUUAUCAGUUUCAUCUAAAGUAAAUUUUUCUAUUCGACAUCAUAUUAAUUUUGAUUUUUGCAAAAAAUUUUUUAAAUAUUUUUUUCAAAUAUUAUAUCAUCCGUGAGUAACAUAGUUAAUAAUAAACCAACUUGUUUUAUUUUUCUAUUUCUAUUAAAUUUGUUUUGGUACCGCUUGUUGCUUGUGCACUUGUGUAGAUACAUGCUAGUUGCCUUUGUUUUAAAUGUACAAAAUUAAGCACUUAAAUUUAUUGUGUGUACAUGUGUAUGAUGUCAGUUUCUAUAGAAAGUAUUACAAUUACAACAAUUAAUAUAUAUAUCAAAAUAAUUAAGUCAUUAAAAUUCUAAAAUUGAUAUUGUAAACGUUCACAUAAAUCAAACUUGAAAUUGGCGUGGUAUAAACUAUCUUUCUAAACAAAGAGUUUGAUCAGACAAUUACAUUUAAUUAACAGUAUGUUAUGUACUUUAAUAUAUUUACAUUGUAAUGUAGAGUCUUCUUAACUAUAACUUUAUUUAUUUUACGAUAAAUUAGUUCGAACUAUAAAACCAGCGAUUAGCGUACAUCACACAUACACUUUGGCUUAUUCAUUCUGUACCUAUGCAUACUGGAGUGCUAUGAACCCAAGAUGUUGUAGUAAUUUAAUUAGUAAAAUAUAAGCUAUAUGUUAUUACAUAUUAACGUACAACAACAUAAUCAUUUUUUUUUUAAUUCAUUGAUAUGUGUAAUUGAAAGUUUCAUAUUUUAAGUACAAAAAAUAUACACAGACAUCAAUGUAAAUAACAAUAUACAGCAAAAACCAAUUAAAUAAUAUUAAUAAACAAUGGUCUUAAUUCUUAUCUGAAAAUGGUCUAAUAUUCUUACGUUGACUAUAGUCUACAAUAUAGUUGAUACAGAUUGAAGAAUUAUUAUAAGACCGAAGCAGAAUACAUAAUAAUAAUAUUUGUCUGUCAGGACAUUUUAAACUUAUAUUUUCUCUUAUGACGGUUUAAGUGCAUUUUAAGUUAUAAAAUAUGCAUUAUUUAGGUAGGUAAUCAAAUUGAAUUUAUUAACAUAAUUAUUUCAUAGGUUUUUAACAUUUUUACAUUCAAUUUUUAUAAACAUUUUUAGUUUAAAUAUUAGUUGAAAGAAGUUAUUCAUGAAAUUCUUGUUCACUGUUUCACAUAAUUGCACACAAUAUAUUGCUGCAUAAAUGUACGUUAAAUGCUUGAACAUAAGUAGUACUUCACAUUACUUGUAUACAAAAAAAAACUAAGUUUCUUGUCUGAUAUUUGUCAAAUAUAUACAUUUAUAUUUAUAUUAUUAUAUAUAUUAUUAUACUUAAGUUAUUUAUAAAAUAAAAUACAUACGCAAUAAAGGAAAAUUGGUUACACAAAGAGCCUUCUCAUACUUUUGUGUCAUGAUAUUAUAAUAUCGUAGUAAAUCAUUCAACAGCUCAUUUACAAAGCCCAAAAUAAGAAAAAACACAUUCUGCAACCUGCACAUGCAUACAAAGAAUUAAUACUUUAAAGCAUAUUCAAAUUUUCAUUAUAACUUUUUGUUAACAUGGGCGUAUAAUAAAAUUAUUAUAAUUAUGAAAAUAUAAUGAAUAGUAUGAGACAGAGACGUAAUACUACUUACAAUUUCCACGCCCUUAUUUUGCAAAAUAAACCCAUUUUAUGGUUAAAUUAUAUGCAUUUAUUCAAAUUUAGAUUUUUGGAUUUUUUAAGUGUUGUACCAUUUUGUAUAAUAUUUUUUUUUUAUGGUGGACUUAUAGCGAUCACGGCAUUGCGUGACUAUUUCAUCUAGGUAUUAUUUUAGUACUUAUAACAUUCCUAUUUAAACACUAAAUAAAUUAUGUGUAACUACCACAAGUUCUAAAUAACGGUCUUAAACGCGUCAUAGUGUGAAAAAACUGUGAAUAAAACAUAAAAGGGUGACUGAUGUAGUGAUGUCCAUCGACGUGCUGACUUCGGCUCGUAAUCCUAGUAAAUCGAACAACGAGUUUCGUCGUAGGUACAGGAAGUUAUGAUGCUCCAUAAUAAGUCAUAGUAUGAGUUAUGACUUUAUGAGGUUAAAUAGCUUAAAUAUUCCUAAAAUAUUAAAUAAAACCAAUAACGUUACAGUACCUACAUUACUUAUGUAUUAUAAAGGUGGUUUUGAUAAAAAAAUUACGGUGAAUUCUAGAGAUUUGACAAGAAAAUUAAUAUUUCCUUAAUAUUUCUUUAAUCAAGUAUUUAUGAACAUUAACAUUAAUGUCGCUGAUGUGUUUACGGUACACUAAUUAUUUUUGAUUUACUAAUAUUUUCGUUUUUUUUUUUUUUUUUUAGUGGGAUAUAAUGUAUUUGCUACACCUCAAGAUAUAAUAUUUUUCGAUAUAAAUGUAUAAUCAUAAUUAUCUGUCAUUAACUUAACCUAAACUUAGGUGAUCGGACUAAAAUUAUAUUGUCUAACAGACGCACUCGUGGUCUCUGCUUCAGUACCUGUGUAUCAUACCUGGAUUUUUACUAAACUAAGAUACAAACACUAUGUGGAGGAAUAACAAUAAAUUAUUGAAAACUAUAUUAUCGUUAUGAUGUUUAAUGUUGGCUCAAAACAUAUUUAAUCACACGUACAUAAUUGGUUUCCCCACAACAAAUCAAACAUUUCAUUUUUUCAUUUCAAAAUUGCAAUACCAUAAUGUGUACUCGUUAUUAAGAUAACUACAGACUAACUAAAUUUUAGAAACCAUAAUAUACUUAACACGUAACAGAUAAAUGACGAUUGGCAAAAUGAAAAACGUCCCAAAAUGUUUCGAGCGAGCCACUAACGUGACGGAAAAAAUAUGUGCUCGACUUGUACAAAUCGUCGUCGAUGGAGGAACAGACCCAUCAAAUAUUACUACCGAAAGAAAUUCUGACGACUUACGCCCACCGUUUCUACGCGGACUGUAUAAUCGUCAAAUACGGUUACGCGCCGGAAAUGAUAACUGCCCCAGACGAAACAAUGCAUGCAACAGAAAUCCGCAGCAGCAAAACAAUCGGCCGGCGAACAGGGGACGUCAGCCGAUUUGGGGGGACCAGGAGGGCCCCCGGUUACCCCCGCUGCGGUUGGUGUUCCGGGAUCCGAGCCUCGCACAAUCCGCGGCCCAGCAGACGCCUUCCAGGAUACCGGUCCCCUGUCCGUGCCGACCCGAACAGCCCAGGAGACAGGACCGGCCGGUGGACCUGUACGCCGGUUCCAGGUUGCCCGUGCCCAACCGACCCGGUCAGGCGCCGCCGCGGAUACCCAGGAACAACGAUCGGCGUGGCAACUGCGACAUGCCAGCAGCGCGGCCUUGCCCGCCAGCAGCGCGCCCUUGCCCGCCAGCACCGCGGCCAUGCCCCUCAGCACCGCGGCCGUGUCCCCCACCCGCCCCUUCGUGCGACCGGCGUGGCACUUACGACGCACAGCCGCCUCCGUGCGGUGAUCAAAAUUCCCGGCGGUGCACUUUCAAUGCGCAGCCCGAAGCGCGCGACAGCUGCGCUCAGGACAUCCGGCGGGGCACUUACGACGUGUCGCAGCCGUUCGUUGCGCCCCAAUGCAGUCGGCGGAGCUCUUGCAACGCGCCGCAGCCACAGCCGACCAACUGCGGUGGUGUGGGGGCAGGCAACGCGUCGGGUUCGUUCACGAUGACCGGCACCAUCCAGCUGGACGGGUUCCAGGGACUGUCGCCGGUGCGGCCGCCAGCGCCGCGUGACCGGUCGUCGUCGUGUAGCAGAGUGACCGACGGCGGAAUCAACGCCUUCAUCGACAACCCAGUCAACUUCGACACGGUGGCGCCGCGUUCGAUGGCCGUGCCCGGGCAGCCGUACGUGCGCAUCGAUGAGACGGCCGGGAACACGACGCCCGAAAAUUGGCGCCAGAUGAUUGACAACCGCAGCUCGAUUGGCUCGCAAGGGAUGGGCCUGCCGAGUCCCACGUACGACGAUUACCGUGGUUCGCGUGGCUCGUCCAUCGACUCGUCGAGGCUGCAACGGUGGUCGUCGUCCGACCGUCAGUCUCGGCCGUUCGGCCUCGACGAUUCGUUCGCCAUGAGCGGCGCGUCGACGCCGUGCGAUCGGCCGUCCAGGGCCAGGUCCGCGGCACCCGAUUGCGGCCCACUGGCCCGCAAGAACCAAUGCAGACGCGACACUUUUGACCGGAACACCCGCUAGAUGGCGAGCUCCCAAGCCACAUAGUAAAAUAUUAUUUAGCCUGAAUUCGCAGCUAUGAUGAAAAAAAAAAUAUAUAACGGUUCACACUACCGAAGUCGUCGGGCCUCAGCUGAUUGCAGAGAGUAUACGGAUGAUCACCUCGCUGCAGGUAUCAUGAUGGAGACUUCCGACCGAAUCAACCGUUAAAUGUCCAAAAUUAUGGUGUGAUGAUACUAUUAUUUUAUGCAACGAUUUUAUAUUUUAUUUUUAUAAACGAUUUUAUAACAGCCUUUUCGUGUUUUUUUUUUUUUUGUAUAAUAUUAUGUGUGUUUGUCAUAUAGGUAUAUCAUUGUGCCUACUUUGCAUGACGAGACGUUUCAAUUAAACACAUUUUUCAAAUGUGUUAUUAUGCAUUGUUACUGAAUGGGCCAUGUGCGAAUAGCUUUUGUCCGUGCACAAGUCACCUAUUUUACCGCACUAACACUCAUCAGCCAGUGGUAGACUUUUGUAUUAUACAUUUUGUGUUGUAUGUUUUGUAAAUGUGGAUUUUUUAUACAUUUGUAGCUGUACCUCGAUAAAAGUGAAUUAGAUUCGUCAAGCAAAACUAAACAUGAGGGGAAGGGGAGUGUAAAUGUGUAGCGGAUAAUUGUGUGCUUGUAUUUAAAACUAAGAAAUAAAAUGGUAAAACUGAAAUGCAUAUUAUGCUUGUUUAGUAUAAAUGUGUACAUUUUGAUAUUGUAGUAUUAUAUAUAGCAAUUUUGACUCAACAGAUAAAAUAUAAUAUUCUUAAAUAAUAUAUUUAUUUGUGUUAUUGGUUAUGACAGUAAGUGGAAAUCAAGCAAAAUAAAUCAAAACAGAAAAAGGUCAAAUUACAGAUAAUUACUCAUGGUUUGACCAAUAUGGUAGUUGAAACCAACUUGCCAAGUAGUCCCUAUCAUAAAAUUAAAACCAUUGCACAUACACACAAGAGACUGUACACACACUAUAACAAUAUGGAUGUUUACGUUUAAUGUAAAUGAAAAUUUCUGUAACCAAACUAAAAAAUAAUAUGAUAAUAAAUUAUCAGUUGGCAUUCAAAAUUGAAUAUUAAUAAUAAUAAUAAUAAUAUAUAAUAAUCAUAUUAGUUUUUUUUGUCCAAAAGGUGAUGAUAGAAACACAAAAAAACACACAUCCAACAUGAUUGUAAAACUAACACAUUCAUCGCUCCACUCAAAUAUAAAACCAUAUCUCUAAUAUAAGAUUUAUCAUACAAAUAAUAUACCAAACCAGUUUUAAAAUCUAUAGGUUUUCAUAUAUUUAAAAAUUUGAAACUAACCUAAUAUCCUAUUAUGAUUUAUGAAAUGAGUUGCUGAAAAGUCAUUAAGUAGUCAAUCCACAUCAUAAUCUUGCAAAUGUAGUAUAUUAUAUAUAAAUUCAAACAACCCACUAUAACUCCAAAAAUUGUAUUUUAUCAAUAAAAAAUAAUAAAAAUAAUACAAUAAAAACAUGUCGCACACUGUUGUGGUAUUGUUGGUGGUAUUAUCGUUUUAACUAUAAUUGGAUU
Molecule: messenger RNA, 5939 nt
Organism: Metopolophium dirhodum (rose-grain aphid)
Lineage: Eukaryota; Metazoa; Arthropoda; Insecta; Hemiptera; Aphididae
Product: gametogenetin-like
Exons: 1
Coding region: 2999-4417 (472 amino acids)
Source: RefSeq, a predicted model, not a curated record